Messenger RNA from Drosophila willistoni, 512 nucleotides. RefSeq names its product histone H2A. The transcript has a single exon. NCBI's taxonomy places the organism in Eukaryota, Metazoa, Arthropoda, Insecta, Diptera, Drosophilidae. Bases 67 to 441 code for a protein of 124 amino acids. Gene Ontology annotation, cellular component: nucleosome. The record is from RefSeq and is a predicted model, not a curated record. Gene Ontology annotation, molecular function: DNA binding; protein heterodimerization activity; structural constituent of chromatin.
AACAUCAACAUUUGUGUGUGAAAAGUGAACAGUGUGUAAAACAGAAAAAAAAAAAAAAAUUCUAAUAUGUCUGGUCGUGGUAAAGGUGGCAAAGUGAAGGGAAAGGCAAAGUCUCGCUCGAACCGAGCUGGGCUCCAGUUUCCUGUUGGCCGUAUUCACCGUUUACUCCGUAAAGGAAAUUAUGCCGAGCGUGUUGGUGCUGGCGCUCCAGUAUAUUUGGCUGCUGUUAUGGAAUAUUUGGCGGCUGAAGUUCUUGAGUUGGCUGGUAAUGCUGCACGAGACAACAAAAAGACCAGAAUUAUACCUCGUCAUCUACAAUUGGCCAUUCGCAACGAUGAGGAAUUAAACAAAUUGCUUUCUGGCGUAACCAUUGCACAGGGUGGUGUGCUACCCAACAUUCAGGCUGUACUUCUGCCCAAGAAAACCGAAAAGAAGGCUUAAACCAAUUAAUACUUGCUUUAAAAUAAUACAACUUUGUACAUACAACAAACAUAAACAACCGUCCUUUUCAG